This is a messenger RNA of Musca domestica (house fly), 2688 nucleotides long. Its product is annotated as E3 ubiquitin-protein ligase MARCHF5. Gene Ontology annotation, molecular function: zinc ion binding. The transcript is spliced from 4 exons. Bases 232 to 1575 code for a protein of 447 amino acids. The record is from RefSeq and is a predicted model, not a curated record. Lineage: Eukaryota; Metazoa; Arthropoda; Insecta; Diptera; Muscidae.
CUGGAUGUCAGUUUUCAACCUCUGGAUCCAUUGAAACGUUAGUUUUUCAAUCUGUUGAUCCCUUGCAAAUCUAAUUUUUGACGUGAAUUUUUUUGUGCAAACUGAAUAAGUGUGUGUAUGAUUGCAGUAAGAGAUUGAUAAAUAUGUUAAUUUUGUAAAAUUUUGUGGAAACCCGAAAGAGAGGAUUGCAACAAGCUAAAAUAGUAGAAAUUAUCAGUUGGCGACGACGAAAUGAGUGAUUCUCACAAUAAUCUGAAUACAAUAACAACGAAAGCCGUGAUCGAGGCAGCGGUCGAGUCAUCUAAUGUAGACCUCGGUGAAACUGAUGCCAAUGAGACGAGAAAUGUGGAGGAAAACAUAGGUUCUGCCACACCCGUGGUCGCUACAACAUCCUUAAAAGUCAUUUCGGAAGACGGAGGAAGAACUGAUGAUGACAAGCAGCAAGAUAUUGAAGAAAUUCGACGGACUUCAAUACACUCGAGUACGUCUGCCAUAAAUAUACUAAGCUCAGUUGGAGAUAUUAUAAGCCUGCCAUCAAGUUCGCGGCAAACAAAUGCAGAUGCUGCUGUCGGUGUUAGCAAUAGUGUGGCUGAUGCCUACCAGCCGCAAGAUGAAGCAGAGGGCGAACGAAGUUGUUGGAUUUGCUUUGCCACGGACGAAGACAAUCGAUUAGCUGCUUGGGUACAGCCAUGUAAAUGUCGUGGCACUACCAAAUGGGUCCAUCAAAGCUGUCUUUAUCGCUGGGUAGACGAAAAACAAAAGGGCAAUGCUUUACGUACAGUUAAUUGCCAACAAUGCCAAACUGAAUAUAUUAUAGUUUUUCCCCAAAUGGGAAAAGUUGCAAAUAUACUAGAAGCUUUUGACAACAUAAUAAGACGUGUAAGCCCAUUUCUAGCUGCAGGUAUAUUUGUCGGAUCUCUCUAUUGGACCGCAGUAACAUAUGGCGCAGUAACAUUUUUACAGAUUGUUGGGCACAAAAAGGGCUUAGCUCUAAUGGAAAAUGGAGAUCCAAUAUUAUUGCUAAUUGGCCUUCCAGUCAUACCUGUUGGUUUGGUACUAGGUCGUAUGAUCCGCUGGGAGGAUGCUGUUAUUCGCCUUAUUCGUAACCGAAGGAAUGUGGCUCGUAAACUACCACUUAUGAAUUUCAUUAUACCUUAUCCAGAGGAAGAUGAAGAGCAAACAGCACAAAAUCCUGCAACUCCAACAUUAUCGGAUCCAGUUUCGGCAACACGUAUAUUUUGCGGAGCUUUACUUUUGCCAACCAUAUCAUCAAUUGUGGGACGACUAUUAUUUGAAUCGAUUGAGAACACAUUGCAUCGGACGCUUUUGGGAGGUCUUACGUUUAUAACGGUAAAGGGUAUUUUGAAAAUUUAUCUGAAACAACAACAACACACCCGCAAAAAGAAACGUCGCAUUGUUGACUAUACCGAGGAAAACGUUCGCGUCUAUGUGAAUCGUUCUAAUUCAACCAGAAGUCAGGGUAAUACUGCUGGUUCAACAGCAGCACCAGGUGCUAAUCAACAACAACAACAAGCAAAUGUGCCAAGACCUAAUGAACGCGACAGUGUAGUGUAGGGGAAUUCAGGGAACUUGAAAAUUACGAAAUUUGUUGGUAAGACCACUACGUAAAAGAAAACAAAAAAACAACUUAUUAAAAAGGUUCCGUCGUAUAGUAGUUAAACUUUUUAUAUAUAACUAAUAAUAUGUGCUGUUAACAAUGCUCUCACUUUCUUCUAAUCAAAUCAAGAAAAAUAAAUAAAUAAAAAAAAAUAUUAAUUAUUAUAUCUUAUGAAUUUUUGAAAUAAAAUAAUUCGAGAAAAACUUGACUAGGCGUAAUAAACUAAUAUAAAGUAACCCCCUUUUAUAUCUAACAAAUAUGUGGGUAAACUGUCACACGGAAACGUACGUAUGGGCGGUCAUAUUUCUGUAAUUUACUAACCAUUCGUUUUGUUAAAACAACAUACAAAAUUAUAAAAUCAUGGCACAACAUGUUAAUAAGGAAUCGAUCAAAUGAUUUUGAAUUUUAUAUAAAGUUAUCGAUUCUAUAAGUAAAUGCAACACACACAUACGAAAUAUGGCAUAAUGGGACACAGUACAAGAAUGUAUUUUUUUUUUUUUGAUAACAGACAUGAUUACAAUAUUUAGAUAGUUUUAAUAAUUUAAAAAAAUUGCAAAAAAAUUAUGAUGAUAGAUUUUUAUAUAUUUAAUAUGUAAUAUUUUAAUAUAAAAUAGAAUUUUUGAUAGAUAAUAUUUGUCCCCUUAUUUUUUGGUUUUUUUUUAUAUAUUACAUUAAACUUCUUUAAUGUCGGUCCAUAAUGUAAUUUUGCUUGAGAUUUCAAAGAUUAUUUGUCUGCAUAUCUGUUAUCUGCUUUUUGUUGUAUGUCUACAUUGAUACAGAUAUUAUAAUUUUGGGCAGUAAUUAGGUCUUCCAGUUUUGCCAAAAUAAUACAAUCAAUAAUUAUUUCAUUUUCAACGUUUGGCUCUGAAAAUAAAGUAGGUUUAGUGUACAUGUGUCUCAAUCCUGCCAUAUUAUUCAAUUACAUUUUUUAUAUAGUUUAGAUGUAAACGAUACCGGAAAGAUAAUGAGAAAAAAAUAUAUUUGUAGCUUUAAUCUAAUUAAUCUCUCAUAAAUGUACUAUUAAGAAAUUGUAUAUUUUAUGCCAUACAUUACUGUGUUUUUGUUUUUAA